CUGGGUGGGUGUUUGGCUAUAUAAGCUAGCACUUUUGAAUGUGGGACUCAAUAGAAGCCCUGAGCCGGAACGAAACGGAUCGGAGCGGACUGCAAAAUGCUGAAACAAAUUGCGCUGCUGCUGCUGCUGAUCGGUGUGGCCUUGGCCGCCGAUAGCUACGAUGGAUACAAGGUCUACGACAUCAAAUCGCGAAAUGCCUUCGAAAAGCAGGUGCUAUUGCGCCUGUCCAGCAACGAGGAGUACGACUUCUUCGACUUGCCACGCUCUUUGGACGCCCCUAGCCGGGUGAUGAUCCAACCGAAGGAUCAGGAGGGAUUCGAGAUUCUCCUUGAGAAGUACAACCUGGAGUACACUGUGGUCACUGAGGAUUUGGGCGUGUCACUGCGUCAGGAGGAGGUGGAGAACCAGAGCCAGCGAUUGAUGAACCUGAGGUCAGCCGAACGGAGCAUCAGCUUCACGGCCUUCCACCGAUUCGACGAGAUCAACGCCUAUCUGGAUGAACUGGCCGCCGCCUAUCCCAGCCGUGUGACCGUCCAGGUGGUUGGCAAGUCCUACGAGAACCGCAACAUCAAGACUAUCACUAUCACCAAUGGAGAUAAACGCACUGGCAAGAAAGUGAUCUUCCUGGACGCCGGCAUCCACGCCCGCGAAUGGAUCGCCCAUGCUGGAGCUCUAUAUGUCAUCCACCAGCUGGUGGAGAACUUUGCCGCCAACUCGGAUCUGCUCAAGGACUAUGACUGGGUCAUCCUGCCAGUGGUCAAUCCCGAUGGCUAUGAGUACACCCACACGAGAACCAGGAUGUGGCGCAAGACCCGCAAGCCGGUGACCAGCUCCUGCUACGGAACCGAUGCCAACCGAAACUUUGACUAUCAUUGGGGAGAGGUGGGUGCCUCCAGUUCGUCCUGCUCGGACACCUUCAAGGGCGAGACUGCCUUCUCUGAGCCGGAGACCCAAACGCUCAGGGAUGUUCUCCUAGGCAUUAAGAAUGGCGUAUUCUAUCUGACCCUCCACUCCUACGGAAACUAUCUGCUCUACCCCUAUGGAUGGACCUCAUCUCUUCCCAGCACCUGGAAGAACAUCGACGAGGUGGCCCAAGCUGGAGCCGCUGCCAUCAAGAGCGCCACCGGCACCAAGUACACCGUGGGCAGCUCCACGAACGUCCUCUAUGCCGCCGCCGGAGGUAGCGAUGACUACGCCUUCGCAGUGGCCAACUUCCCCAUCUCCAUCACUAUGGAACUGCCAGCUGGAGGCUCUGGCUUCAAUCCAAGUACCUCACAGAUCUCUUCCAUGGUUUCUGAAACCUGGGUGGGCAUCAAGGCUAUGGCCCAGAAAGUCGUAGAGAACUACUGAUCGCGAGCAAUAAAGCCGAGGGAUAUUUUAUAA
This is a messenger RNA of Drosophila ananassae, 1383 nucleotides long. RefSeq names its product carboxypeptidase B. The transcript has 3 exons. Gene Ontology annotation, biological process: proteolysis. The coding region runs from base 97 to 1350 and encodes 417 amino acids. Lineage: Eukaryota; Metazoa; Arthropoda; Insecta; Diptera; Drosophilidae. Gene Ontology annotation, molecular function: metallocarboxypeptidase activity; zinc ion binding. The record is from RefSeq and is a predicted model, not a curated record.